Molecule: messenger RNA, 5144 nt
Organism: Cercocebus atys (sooty mangabey)
Lineage: Eukaryota; Metazoa; Chordata; Mammalia; Primates; Cercopithecidae
Gene: CASZ1
Product: castor zinc finger 1
Exons: 21
Coding region: 519-4724 (1401 amino acids)
Biological process (GO): positive regulation of transcription by RNA polymerase II; regulation of neuron differentiation
Cellular component (GO): nucleus
Molecular function (GO): DNA-binding transcription factor activity, RNA polymerase II-specific; RNA polymerase II transcription regulatory region sequence-specific DNA binding
Source: RefSeq, a predicted model, not a curated record
GAUCCGGCAACUUUGGGCAGCGCAUGCGCGCCCGCGGCGCUCCAUCCCAAACACACACACAUUUUUCCCCCGGACUUGGAAAGUCACCCAAAGCCGCCCCAAGUGCAGGCAAACAGACCUUGCUGACUGAAGGCAAAGACUCCUCCAUCCCACCCACCCUCCCAGCUGCCGCGGCCAUUGACCCCUCCUUUACAAGGGGCUCCUGCAACUCCCCAGUGGCGUGUGUUGGAAUGGACUUCGAACCCUGGCCUCUUGGGAUGCAAAGGAUGAAGUGACACCCCCAGCUACAUCCGAGGAGGCUCUAGGACCCGCUACAAGAGUUUGGGACCAAGGAGAAGAGAAUGGAUCUUGGAACAGAUUACUUCUUGACCUACCUGCUCUGUGCCAGGCACCCUGCCAGGCCCAGAAAGUAGAGUGAUUCUCAAGCGCUGCCAAGGAACUCGUAGACUAGUGGAGGAGACAGACAUGUGCCAGCUGAGGGCACCCGGUGCACGGACCCGCCUGCAGGCAAGCCCACCAUGGCACCCAAGCGCAAGGGCGGCCUGAAGCUGAACGCCAUCUGCGCCAAGCUGAGCCGCCAGGUGGUGGUGGAGAAGCGAGCUGACGCCGGCUCCCACGCGGAGGGCAGCCCAUCGCGGCCCCGGGACCCAGAGCGCAGUGGCCCUGAGUCUGGGGCAGCCCGGGCCCCCCGCAGCGAAGAAGACAAGAGACGGGCGGUGAUCGAGAAGUGGGUGAACGGGGAGUACAGCGAGGAGCCGGCGCCCACACCCGUGUUGGGGCGAAUUGCCCGCGAGGGUCUGGAGCUACCGCCCGAGGGUGUCUACAUGGUGCAGCCCCAGGGGUGCAGCGAUGAGGAAGACCACGCGGAGGAGCCCUCCAAGGACAGCGGUGCCCUGGAGGAGAAGGAUUCGGACGGGGCAGCCACCAAGGAGGACAGCGGCCCCAGCGCCAAGCAGCCUUCAGGAGAGGCCUCCUCGCUGCGGGACUACGCGGCCUCCACCAUGACGGAGUUCCUUGGCAUGUUUGGCUAUGACGACCAGAACACGCGGGACGAGCUGGCCAGGAAGAUCAGCUUUGAGAAGCUACACGCGGGCUCCACCCCAGAGGCGGCCACCUCCUCCAUGCUGCCCACCUCCGAGGAUACCCUCAGCAAGCGGGCACGGUUCUCUAAGUACGAGGAGUACAUCCGCAAGCUCAAGGCUGGCGAGCAGCUCUCCUGGCCGGCCCCCGGCGCCAAGACUGAGGAGCGGGUGGGCAAGGAGGUGGUGGGCCCCCUUCCCGGCCUGCGGCUGCCCAGCAGCACGGCCCACCUGGAGACCAAGGCCACCAUCCUGCCCCUGCCGUCGCACAGCAGUGUCCAGAUGCAGAACCUGGUGGCCCGGGCCUCCAAGUAUGACUUCUUCAUCCAAAAACUGAAGACCGGCGAGAACCUGCGGCCCCAGAACGGGAGCACCUACAAGAAGCCAUCCAAGUACGACCUGGAGAAUGUCAAGUACCUGCACCUCUUCAAACCUGGGGAGGGCAGCCCCGACAUGGGCGGGGCCAUCGCCUUCAAGACGGGCAAGGUGGGGCGCCCCUCCAAGUAUGACGUCCGGGGCAUCCAGAAGCCAGGCCCCGCCAAGGUUCCGCCCACCCCCAGCCUGGCUCCCGCACCCCUUGCCAGCAUGCCCAGUGCUCCCAGCGCCCCUGGGCCAGGGCCGGAGCCGCCUGCCUCCCUGUCCUUCAACACUCCCGAGUACCUGAAGUCAGCCUUCUCCAAAACAGACUCCAUCACCACGGGGACCGUCUCCACUGUCAAGAAUGGACUGCCCACAGAUAAACCAGCCGUCACUGAAGAUGUAAACAUUUACCAGAAAUAUAUUGCCAGGUUCUCGGGCAGCCAGCACUGUGGCCACAUCCACUGUGCCUACCAGUACCGCGAGCACUACCACUGCCUUGACCCCGAGUGCAACUACCAGAGGUUCACGAGUAAGCAGGACGUGAUCCGUCACUACAACAUGCACAAGAAGCGCGACAACUCCCUGCAGCACGGCUUCAUGCGCUUCAGCCCGCUGGACGACUGCAGCGUCUACUACCAUGGCUGCCACCUCAACGGGAAGAGCACUCACUACCACUGCAUGCAGGUGGGCUGUAACAAGGUGUACACAAGCACGUCUGACGUGAUGACCCAUGAGAACUUCCACAAGAAGAAUACCCAGCUCAUUAACGACGGCUUCCAGCGCUUCCGAGCCACCGAAGACUGCGGCACAGCCGACUGCCAGUUCUACGGACAGAAGACCACGCACUUCCACUGCAGGCGCCCCGGCUGCACAUUCACUUUCAAGAACAAGUGUGACAUUGAGAAGCACAAGAGCUACCACAUCAAGGACGAUGCCUACGCCAAGGACGGCUUCAAGAAGUUCUACAAGUACGAGGAGUGCAAGUACGAGGGCUGCGUGUACAGCAAGGCUACCAACCACUUCCACUGCAUCCGCGCCGGCUGCGGCUUCACCUUCACCUCCACCAGCCAGAUGACCUCUCACAAGCGCAAGCAUGAGCGCCGGCACAUCCGCUCCUCGGGCGCGCUGGGGCUGCCGCCCUCGCUGCUGGGCGCCAAGGACACGGAGCAUGAGGAGUCCAGCAACGACGACCUUGUCGACUUCUCCGCCCUGAGCAGCAAGAACUCCAGCCUGAGCGCCUCCCCUACCAGCCAGCAGUCCUCUGCAUCCCUGGCUGCCGCCACUGCCGCCACCGAGGCUGGGCCCAGCGCCACCAAGCCUCCCAACAGCAAGAUCUCGGGGCUGCUGCCCCAGGGCCUGCCUGGCUCGAUCCCCCUGGCCCUGGCCCUCUCCAACUCGGGCCUGCCCACCCCCACGCCCUACUUCCCCAUUCUGGCUGGCCGUGGGAGCACCUCCCUGCCCGUGGGCACCCCCAGCCUCCUGGGUGCCGUGUCGUCUGGGGCAGCAGCUUCAGCCACCCCUGACACGCCCGCGCUGGUCGCCUCGGGAGCUGGAGACUCAGUCCCCGCAGCUGCCGCCUCUGUCCCAGCGCCGCCCACCUCCAUCAUGGAGAGGAUCUCUGCAAGCAAGGGUCUCAUCUCGCCCAUGAUGGCCAGGCUGGCUGCGGCUGCCCUCAAGCCCUCUGCCACCUUUGACCCAGGAAGCGGGCAGCAGGUCACCCCAGCCAGGUUCCCCCCGGCCCAGGUGAAGCCGGAACCCAGUGAGAGCACCGGCGCCCCAGGCCCCCACGAAGCUUCCCAGGACCGCAGUCUAGACCUGACUGUGAAGGAGCCCAGUAAUGAAUCAAAUGGCCACGCAGUCCCGGCAAAUUCAUCUCUUUUAUCCUCGCUUAUGAAUAAGAUGUCUCAGGGCAACCCUGGCCUGGGCAGCCUGCUGAACAUCAAGGCGGAAGCGGAGGGGAGCCCCGCUGCAGAGCCCUCACCCUUCCUGGGCAAGGCCGUGAAGGCGCUGGUUCAGGAGAAGCUGGCAGAGCCCUGGAAGGUGUACCUGCGCAGGUUUGGUACGAAGGACUUCUGUGAUGGCCAGUGUGACUUCCUCCACAAGGCCCACUUCCACUGCGUGGUGGAGGAAUGCGGCGCGCUCUUCAGCACCUUGGACGGGGCCAUCAAGCACGCAAACUUCCACUUCCGGACAGAGGGAGGAGCAGCAAAAGGAAACGCAGAGGCUGCCUUCCCGGCCUCAGCUGCCGAGACCAAACCUCCCAUGGCCCCCUCAUCCCCUCCGGUCCCUCCUGUCACCACGGCCACGGUGUCCUCUCUGGAGGGGCCCACUCCCAGCCCGGCCUCCGUGCCCUCCACCCCAACCCUCCUCGCCUGGAAGCAGCUGGCUUCCGCCAUACCCCAGAUGCCUCAGAUCCCAGCGUCAGUGCCUCACCUGCCCGCCUCGCCCUUGGCAACGACUUCUCUAGAGAACGCCAAGCCCCAGGUCAAACCCGGAUUCCUCCAGUUCCAGGAGAACGAUCCUUGCCUCGCCACGGACUGCAAGUAUGCCAACAAGUUCCACUUCCACUGUCUCUUUGGGAACUGCAAGUACGUCUGCAAAACAUCUGGCAAGGCCGAAUCCCACUGCCUGGACCACAUCAACCCCAACAACAACCUGGUGAACGUGCGAGACCAGUUUGCGUACUACUCUCUGCAGUGUCUCUGUCCCAACCAGCACUGCGAGUUCCGAAUGCGCGGGCACUACCACUGCCUCCGCACCGGCUGCUACUUCGUGACCAACAUCACCACCAAGCUCCCCUGGCACAUCAAGAAGCAUGAGAAGGCGGAGCGGCGGGCAGCCAAUGGCUUCAAAUACUUCACCAAGCGCGAGGAGUGUGGCAGGCUAGGCUGCAAGUACAACCAGGUGAACAGCCACUUCCACUGUAUCCGGGAGGGCUGCCAGUUCUCCUUCCUCCUCAAGCACCAGAUGACCUCCCACGCGCGGAAGCACAUGCGGAGGAUGCUGGGGAAGAACUUCGACCGUGUGCCCCCCUCCCAGGGCCCCCCAGGCCUGAUGGAUGCUGAGACAGAUGAGUGCAUGGACUACACUGGCUGCAGCCCGGGCGCCAUGUCCUCUGAGUCAUCCACCAUGGACCGGAGCUGCUCCAGCACCCCCGUGGGUAACGAGAGCACUGCGGCAGGUGAGCUGCAGGCAGGGGCUGCUGGCAGGGCCAAGCCCCACUCCCAAAGCCCAGCACCGGUGGGUGCAGCUUGGGACAGAAGGUCCGGGGCACACGGCCUCUGAGGAGGACAGGCUGGUGUGCAGCAGAGCCAGCUGGUCUGUGGGACUGAGUCACUGAGGCCCCUCCCGCCAUCCUCCCGCCUCCCCGGCGCUGCCCUCCGUAUCAGUUUCCAGGAGAGGACCCUGGGCCGGUCCUCUAUGAGCCACAGCGGGAGCAGCGCGGCCCUGGCCUCCUUCCUCUGCUGCCUCCCACCUGGCCUGGGCCCAGCACCGGUCCUGCCCGGCACACCUGCCCAUGUGACCCCUGGCACCGCCCUGCCUCUCUCUCCUCCUGCCCCCUCUUCUUGUGUCCCUCUCUCUGCUCAUCCGUGCACACAUUUUCAUGCCAUACCUGCUUCUGCCAUCGGGUUUCUCAUUUUGGUUCUUUCUGUUUGUUUGUUCUUUGUUUUGGUUUCUUUUUUUUUUUUUUUUUUUUUUUUUUCU